Glarea lozoyensis ATCC 20868 is the source of this 1059-nucleotide messenger RNA. RefSeq names its product alpha/beta-Hydrolase. The transcript is spliced from 3 exons. The record is from RefSeq and is a predicted model, not a curated record. Bases 1 to 1059 code for a protein of 352 amino acids. Lineage: Eukaryota; Fungi; Ascomycota; Leotiomycetes; Helotiales; Helotiaceae.
AUGUCGACGCUUCCAGAUCCCUUCACUUAUCUUGAUGGAAAAUCUCGAGUUUCAUCCGUAGAUGAAUGGUACCAAUGCCGUCAACCAGAAAUUCUGAAAUUCCUCCAGGAAUAUCAAUAUGGAUACUACCCGGAUCAUUCUGCGGAAAAGGUUACUGCUACCAGAUCAGGCAAUUCCGUAACGAUAAACAUCGCGGUCGGCUCAAAAUCUUCAAGUUUUAAAGCUACUAUCAAUCUGCCUUCCGGGACAACUUCUUCUGCCCCAGCACCUGUGGUAAUUGCAAUUGGUGGUAUCGACAACAAUGCGUAUUUGAAACAAGGGGUCGCUGUAGUGACGUUUGAUUAUACCACUGUUUCUCCGGACAGUAACUCAAAAACUGGCGCUUUCUGGGCUUUGUACAAUGGAAAAGACAUUGGUGUUUUGACUGCAUGGGCUUGGGGCUUCCAUCGCGUUCUUGACGCACUCAUUUUGACGGCACCUGAGAUUAAUUCGGCCAAAGUUGGGGUGACGGGCUGCUCACGCCUUGGGAAAGCUGCGCUGGCAGCUGGGCUCUUUGACACCCGCAUCACGUUGACAAUGCCUAUGAGUAGUGGUGUUCAAGGACUCGGUCCUUAUCGAUAUACCACCCUUAGCGGUCAGGGCGAGAAUCUGGAAAAUUCAAAGUCGGGUGCCGGGUGGUGGUCCAACAGUGGCUUGGGAACUUUCGUGAAUAAAGCAGAACAGCUUCCUUUCGACGCCCAUACAAUUGCCGCGGCCAUUGCACCACGUGCGCUAGUAAUUGAUCAAGGUCAAGGCGACCCGUACACAAACUCCAAGGGAACAGCCAUAGUUGUCUACCCAGCUGCGCAGCUCGUUUACAAAUGGUUGGGUGUCCCUGAUCAGAUAGCGAUGGCUAUCAGAUCCGGAGGCCAUUGCGACAAUUCGGGAUACACGAAUGUUCUUCCUUAUGUGUUAAAAAUAUUCAAGGGAACAGCGACGACAAGGAACUACAACGACCUGACGCCGUGGAAUGCGAUGAGCACAGCUUAUCCUUGGUCAUCCAAUAUCCCGAAGGCUUGA